GGAAAGUGAGCUGAUCUAAAGCCAACAGAGACCUGAGAUUUGCACAGGAAUUUGCAAGAAGAAGAAGAGGAAAUAUCAGUAUAUCCACCUUCAUUUAUCUGUUGCAAGAAUUCUUUUCUCUCUGCACUUAUUCUGUGCUCUCAAUUAAGCAUGCUGGGUGGAGGGGAGCUCAAGAGCUCCUCCUUGGUGCAGCAGAUGGUGUGGGGUGGCACAGGCAGCAUCAGCAGCGGUGUCAUGGGCAGCUUGAGGCUGCAGCCUUGUGCUGAGGAGCAAGCUGAUGCAGCUGCUUCUCCAGCUUCCAUGCUCUUCCUCCCCCAGCAGCUGCUCCACAUCUCUUCUUCAUCAUCAUCGCCAGGUCUGAACAUUCUUGAUGAGGUGAAUUGCAGCAGCAGCACUGGUCUUCCUCUUGGGAGCUUUCAUGGUGAUGGGCAGCAGGAGGGCGGCAUGGCAGAAUAUCAGUCAUGGAGGCAGCUCCUUCUCAGUGGGGGAUUAGUUGGAGAUCACGAGAGAUACAGUACGGCCACAGCUCUCCUGUCGAAAGGGCUAGACGAUGAGGGCCCUAUGCCUCACGAGUCAGCAGCUUAUGAUUUCUAUGGACAUGGCGCCUCCUCCGCCGCCGCCGGCGAGGAGAUCAACAAGGCGUCGCCGGAGGCCAGCUUCAAGUCGCAGCUGAGCCAGAUGCUCCUGGCUUCCUCUCCUAGGUCAUGCGUCACCACCAGUACUGGCCUCGGCAGCAGCAUGAUGGAGUUCUCGAACAGCGCGGCGGCGCCGGUGCCGGAGUUGACGAGGAAACAACACCACGGGCAGUCAGACAACUCGUCAGAGUGUAACAGCACAGAGACAGGUUCAGCUCUCAAGAAGGCUAGGGUUCAAGCCUCUUCUUCAGCGCAAUCUACCCUAAAGGUAAGGAAGGAGAGGCUUGGGGACAGAAUAACAGCACUUCACCAGAUAGUUUCCCCAUUUGGCAAGACUGACACUGCAUCCGUGCUGCAAGAGACUAUUGGUUACAUUAGAUUCCUCCUGGGUCAAAUCGAGGCCCUCAGCUACCCAUACUUAGGGCAUUGCUGCUCCGGGACCCCCAUGCAACAGCAAACUGGAAUAAUGUCUGGAGAAAGGAGCAUUGGUCUCUUGCCAGAGUUUCCUGGCCAGGAGGCAGAAAAGGAUGACGGCGACAAUAAUAAUAAUGAGGCCAUUAAGGACCUGAGGAGCAGAGGGCUGUGCUUGGUCCCGGUCUCCUGCAUGCCCCACCUGGCCGCCGACAACGACGUCGUCGUCGGCUCCGACUUCUGGGCCGCCGCCGGCGCGCCGCCCCUCGCCGGCAUCAACCUGCGAUAGGCGCGCGGCCGGCCGGAGUACGUACUCAUGUACGCUUCGCUGUUCACGGUUCACCGUCUUCAUUGUUCAUGCAGAGACCACAUGGUGAAGUUUUGGCUGCAUGCAUGCAUGCAUGCAUUAAUUUGGAUUUUUAUUUGGUCUCCUGUGUGAUGUUAAAUCGAUUUGAUGUAUCUUCAUAUGUUGUAUAUAGGGCUUAAUUAGCUGUAUGAUCGAUUAUAUAUCAAAAACACAUACCAUCAGGAGCAGUCAAUCUGUGACGACAUGUAAGGCUGAUUGCUCUUGAUGCUAUGCAAGUAUAUAAUUGUAUAUGUCCUUAUGUACUUCUGCACACACACUGCUAUGUACGUGCACACAUAAUAUAUAUC
Molecule: messenger RNA, 1700 nt
Organism: Oryza brachyantha (malo sina)
Lineage: Eukaryota; Viridiplantae; Streptophyta; Magnoliopsida; Poales; Poaceae
Product: transcription factor bHLH68-like
Exons: 8
Coding region: 151-1335 (394 amino acids)
Biological process (GO): regulation of transcription by RNA polymerase II
Cellular component (GO): nucleus
Molecular function (GO): DNA-binding transcription factor activity, RNA polymerase II-specific; RNA polymerase II cis-regulatory region sequence-specific DNA binding; protein dimerization activity
Source: RefSeq, a predicted model, not a curated record